Molecule: messenger RNA, 1140 nt
Organism: Saccharomyces mikatae IFO 1815
Lineage: Eukaryota; Fungi; Ascomycota; Saccharomycetes; Saccharomycetales; Saccharomycetaceae
Gene: PAN5
Product: 2-dehydropantoate 2-reductase PAN5
Exons: 1
Coding region: 1-1140 (379 amino acids)
Biological process (GO): pantothenate biosynthetic process
Cellular component (GO): cytoplasm; mitochondrion
Molecular function (GO): NADP binding; 2-dehydropantoate 2-reductase activity
Source: RefSeq, a predicted model, not a curated record
AUGACUGCUCCACAAAGAAGCACUAUUCAUAUCCUUGGAUUGGGUGCCAUGGGUACCGUUUUGGCCGUGGACCUUCUCAGAUUCACCAAUGCCCUUGUUGUGCCAUUAUUUAGAUCACAAGAAAGACUUGCACAAUUUCAGAAGGCCAACGAGAACAAAGUAUCGAUUCGUAAAAUUUAUGCGAAAGGUUCACCACUAUUAUCGUAUCCGGUUGAGCAAAGCGAAUGCCCUGAAACAUUCUCCAAAAAGCCUAUUGACAAUUUAGUCGUCACUACAAAGACUUACCAAACAAAGGAAGCACUGGCUCCCUAUUUGCCUUACAUCAAUGAAAAUACAAAUUUGAUUCUGAUUCAAAAUGGACUAGGUGUUUUAGAACUGUUAAAAGAAGAAAUAUUUACCGAUUCAAAAAAUAGACCUCGUUUAUUUCAAGGUGUCAUCUCUCAUGGUGUUUAUCAGGACAAGGCAGGCAUCUUUAAUCACGCCGGGUGGGCCGGUAUGAAGGUUGCCAGAUUGCCUUGGACAGAUAAUGACAUGAUUCAAAAGAAGUCCGUAGUUGAAAACGAUGCUGCCAAAAACUCUUUAGUAAAGUUAUUAACAGAACCGAAAUUUGCCAAAGAAUUUGGAAUAGAACACACCACUUACCAAGAAAUGCUAUUCGGCCAACUAUUUAAGUUCUUAGUUAACGCGUGCAUAAAUCCAGUUACGGCUAUUUUAGAUUGUCUCAAUGGCGAAAUGAAAGACGAUUGUGGUCCAGUUUUUACUUCAAUAAUUGAUGAGUGUUUACAAAUAUUGAGGUUGGCUUAUAAGCCAUUAUUUGAUUACCGUGACAAAUUCAACGGUAAUGAAGAAUACCCAGAAAUGGACAUCAAUUCAAUAUUAACUACCGAUAAUAUGGUCUCUGAAGUCACUAGAAUUGGUUGUGAAGUUAAUUCUAAAAACAGUAGUUCAAUGAGACAGGACACUUUGUUCUUGAGGGAUAUUGAAAUUGAGUAUAUCAAUGGUUAUGUGGUUAAAUUGGCCACCAACUUGAAUCUAGAUCCAAACUGUUGCAAAGUUAAUAAAACUAUUAGUGAAUUGGCUAGUUUGAGACUAGCAUUGAACAGAUCCAGAAGCAUCAACGGCGACUGGAGAAAGGACUAA